This is a messenger RNA of Hyaena hyaena (striped hyena), 2185 nucleotides long. RefSeq names its product zinc finger protein 517 (gene ZNF517). Lineage: Eukaryota; Metazoa; Chordata; Mammalia; Carnivora; Hyaenidae. The record is from RefSeq and is a predicted model, not a curated record. Gene Ontology annotation, biological process: negative regulation of transcription by RNA polymerase II. Gene Ontology annotation, molecular function: DNA-binding transcription repressor activity, RNA polymerase II-specific.
CCUGGCCGCGGGGCGGGGACCGGAGUGGGGUGAGUGUGGCUCUCCGAUCCCCGCCUGGCUGAGGCUGUGGUCUGCACAGAGGCCGCGCGGAGCACCGCGGGGGCGCUGAUAGCCGGCGCCGCCCCCUCGCUUUUCCUUCGGUUCUGGGCCUUAGGGAGGGUCCGGGGUCCCGUUCCCUCCGGCUGGCGCGGCAAGAGCGCGGGCUGGUCCCGAGCUUUGCCUCCCCAGAGCCUGGGUGACAGCGCAGACCUGAAGCUGCAGGGGUAGGAGACUCGAGAGGACCAGUUCUGUCCGGGCUGCGUCCCCCGCGGCCUCACGCCUGCAGCUGCCUGAGUGCACCCGCUGGGGAGCAGCUGUUGCCGGCUGGCCACCCCCAAAUACUGCCUCUCCCUGCACCCUCGUUUCCUAGCCAAUUGUCAGCCCUUUCGCUGUCACGCUUUACCCUGUGCGGUUCUUCCCCCUUUCCCUCAUUCAUUGGGACACAGGCAUUCGGAUUACUUACCUCGUCCUGAGGACCCUUCUAGUGCUGGCGACACUGCAGUGAGGGGCAACAUUCCUGGCUUCAGGGAGCAUCCGUUUGUAAUAGAAGGGAGGCAUUGAUGCAGUAGAGGCAACAAACAAGGACAGGGGUGGAUGGGCCUUAGGCCUGGGCUCUUUCUACUCAACAAUCACAGCCCCCAGCGCCUGCCUUUCCCCUGAAGGGGACCUUGGAAUGGCGGUGCCACUUGCGACGCGCAGACUCCAGGUGGAUCACAGGGAUGGAUUCUGUAAUCCAAGGGUCAGCCUCCUCCUUUUGAAGACUCACAAUGGCUGUGUCAACUCCUUCGUGAGGCUUUGGGCAGAAGUAGGCCGCCCACGGUCUUCUGCAGCCCCUGAGCUUCCAGGAUCAGCCAGCAAGGAGGCCGUUGUGUUUGAGGACGUGGCCGUGUACUUCACAAGAAUAGAGUGGAGUUGCCUGGCCCCUGACCAGAGGGCGCUGUACAGGGAUGUGAUGCUGGAGAACUACGGGCACGUGGCCUCACUGGGCUUUCUUGGCAAACCAGCGCUGAUCUCCCUCUUGGAGCAAGGGGAGGAGCCAGGGGCUUUGAUUCUGCAGGUGGCUGAGGAGCCAGAGACCAUAGCCUACCUGUGCCCAGAUUCUAGGGUGGAGGCUGGGGUCAAGGAGUCUUCUCUGAGGAGAGUGUCCUCUAAGCAGUUGGGACUAUUGGGCACAGUUUGGGGGCGCCUCCCUGAGGAGAGGAAUGGCCGUCCUGAAGAUGAGCCCGAUAAACGACCCCGCGACCCCCAGGCAAGCGGCCCCGGUGGGGAACUUAGCGUAUCCCUGGGUGCCCUGGAGGCAAAACAGCCAGGCUCGGGCCCUGCGGAGGCCGUUGGGGAGAGAGCGCACAGGUGUGCUUGCGGCAAGGCCUUCAAGCAGAGCUCCAUCCUGCUGAGACACCAGCUGAUCCGCACGGAGGAGAAGCCCUUCCGGUGCGGCGAGUGCGGCAAGGCCUUCCGGCAGAGCACCCAGCUGGGCGCGCACCGCCGCGUCCACGCGCGGGACAAGCCGUACGAGUGCGGCGAGUGCGGCAAGGCCUUCGGCCGCAGGUUCACCCUCAGCGAGCGCCGCAUCCACAGCGGGGAGAGGCCCUACGCGUGCCUGCAGUGGUGCGGGCAGCGCUUUAUCCGCGGGGCCUCGCUCCUCAAACACCACAGGCUGCACGCCGGGGACAGCCCCCGGGAGGACGGCGGGGCCCGGGCGCCCCCGCGCGGCGCCGCACGCAGGGCCGCCUCGGGCGCCAGGCUGUUCGAGUGCCCCGUGUGCCGGAAGCCCUUCAAACACAAGUCCUUGCUGCUUCUGCCAGAGAAGCCGUUCGCGUGCGGGGAAUGCGGCAGGGCCUUCAGCCGGAAGCCCAGCCUCCCCCUGCACCGGAAGACCCGCACCAGGGAGACGCCCUUCGCCUGCACCGAGUGCGGCAAGGCCUUCCGCGGGAGCUACACGCUGAGCGAGCACUACCGGCUCCACAGCGGCGAGAGGCCCUACCGGUGCCGGGCCUGCGGCGGGGCCUGCCGCCGGCUCUCAGCCCUUCUCCAACACCAGAAAGUCCACGGACCCGAGGGCUCGCGGGGCGCUGGGGAGCACAGACGGGUGCCCCACUGGGCUCCCUGUGGAGUUGAUAAAAGGCGGUGAACCCAUGCCAGGAGG